Hordeum vulgare subsp. vulgare (domesticated barley) is the source of this 716-nucleotide messenger RNA. Its product is annotated as probable phospholipase A2 homolog 1. NCBI's taxonomy places the organism in Eukaryota, Viridiplantae, Streptophyta, Magnoliopsida, Poales, Poaceae. The record is from RefSeq and is a predicted model, not a curated record. The transcript has 3 exons. Gene Ontology annotation, molecular function: calcium ion binding; A2-type glycerophospholipase activity. The coding region runs from base 33 to 452 and encodes 139 amino acids. Gene Ontology annotation, biological process: pollen development; arachidonate secretion; phospholipid metabolic process.
UCCAAGAAAACAAUCUCCACCACCAACCGGCGAUGGCGAUGGCGAUGGCGAUGGCCGUCCUGCUCGUCCUCCUCCUCCUGGCCGGGGGCUCCGCGGCCGCGUCGCCGCCGCCGCCGCCGUGCAGCCGGUCGUGCGCGACGCUCAAUUGCGACUCGGUGGGGAUCCGGUACGGCAAGUUCUGCGGCGUGGGGUGGAGCGGGUGCGAGGGGGAAGAGCCCUGCGACGACCUCGACGCCUGCUGCCGCGACCACGACCACUGCGUCGACAAGAAAGGCCUGAUGAGUAUCAAAUGCCAUGAGAAGUUCAAAAACUGCAUGAGGAAAGUGAAGAAGGCUGGCAAGGUCGGCUUCUCCAAGAAAUGCCCGUAUGAAUUGGCUAUGGCGACGAUGACUCAGGGUAUGGACAUGGCGAUCAUGCUCAGCCAGUUGGGCAGCCAGAAGUUAGAACUGUAGCUUUGGCCUUGAAGAGGUACUCGGUGCAUUGCUUGGUUGAUUGAAGAUUGACUUCCUUUGAUGACUAUACUGUAGUUUUACUUCUGUUAGUUAUAUCACAUUGUUUUGGGCAGCCAGAUAUAAUUUUAGGUUGCUGCGCUGUUUGCAGCAUAUAGUAUCAGAUCUUCUGCCUGGGCAUUUUUGUAUACAGAGUUGCCAUAUAAUUGUCGAAAUCUCAUCACUCUCCAAUUUGAGAAUAACUCUUUCUUCAUGGUAUUCCUCUAA